Molecule: messenger RNA, 1651 nt
Organism: Paramacrobiotus metropolitanus
Lineage: Eukaryota; Metazoa; Tardigrada; Eutardigrada; Parachela; Macrobiotidae
Product: trans-1,2-dihydrobenzene-1,2-diol dehydrogenase-like
Exons: 6
Coding region: 268-1365 (365 amino acids)
Molecular function (GO): nucleotide binding
Source: RefSeq, a predicted model, not a curated record
UCAGCUGCAAGCUGACAGAGCAUCAGCAAUUCAGCAUCGUAGCGAUUUUUCCAUUUUCUGCGUUAUCGGUUUUAUUUGAUUCUACUAGAACUGCAGGCUGCAGCCGUCGUCAUUUUUAUCUGUUGCGUCCCUUGGUAAAUACCUUGUCACAAAGAAUAUUCGGCUGCUUUCCAUACUGGUAUCGGUGCCGCUGUUGGAGAAUUUGGUUUGGUAGUUUGUGCUUUCUUGGUGUUGUGUGCCGCGCUUAAGCAUCCAAGCACGUCAACGAUGGGUCCACUGCGAUGGGGAUUCGUAGGAGCAGGAAAGAUCAGUAACGAUUUUGCAUCGUGUCUGCAGAUCCUGCCGCCCGAUGAGCAUCAGAUGGUGAGUGUGGCGGCCAGUGAUGUCGGGAAAGCCAACGAGUUCGCCAACAUCUUCGGCUUCAAGAAGGCCUACGGAACGUACGCGGCCAUUGCCGCUGAUCCCGAUGUCGAUGUGGUGUACAUCGGUACCAUCAACAGCAACCACUAUGAAUUGGCCAAACUAAUGCUGGAGAACGAUAAACACGUCCUGUGCGAGAAGCCCCUGACGCUGAUGCUGGAGCACACCCAGGAACUGAUUGCGCUGGCUGAGAAGAAGAAAAAAUUCUUCCAGGAGGCGGUGUGGAGUCGCUUCUUCCCGUCGUAUCACAAACUGCGCGAGACCCUGAAGGCCCGCUCCAUCGGGGAUGUGCGGCUGGUGUCGGUGCAGUUCGGCUUCAAUGCGCCGCACGUCGACCGGCUGGCCCGCAAGGAGCUGGGCGGCGGCAGUCUAGUGGACAUUGGCGUCUACUGCAUCCAGUUUAUCCUGGCCGUCUACGGGCCGGAAAUGCCGGACAUCGUCAAAGCGAUCGGCAAACUCAAUCACGAAGGCUGCGAUAUGAGCGUGAAUGCCGUUCUGCAGUGGAAAGAUGGGCGUUCUGCGCAGUUUGCCACGACAUUCUUAACUGAUUUGCCGAGUGAGGCUUACGUUUACGGCAGCGACGGCUCCAUUAAGAUGCCGCGUCCCUUUUGGUGCACCACCGACUGCCAUGUCACCGAGCUGCGCGAUGAAUCCAGCGGGCCGAAAUCGCACACGGCGCAGAAGACGGCGCACGAGGAGAAGCACAGCUUCCCGCUGCCGGUCACCACGCAUCCGCUGGUGUUUGAGAACGGUGCCGGGAUGGUGUACGAGGCGCAGGAAGUGCGCCGCUGCAUCCAGAACGGUCUGCUGGAGAGCCCGCACAUGACACACCAGGAGACACUGCUGAUUGCCACCAUUCAGGAUCAGAUUAAGCGGCAGAUCGGGUUGUCCUACGAUGAGCUGUAUGUCGACGGGGGGCUGAAGAUUACCAAGGCGGUGCCGUAAAGAUUUCCCCGAGAGUAUUUGGUAAUUUAGUAGCAGCGUUGUCGGUGGUUGGUAGUAGUGAUUGAUGGUGUAGUUUUGAUAGAAUUUUCUGUACGGUGAUUUUGAUGUUCCUGUUUUAUUUUGCUACAUUUUUCUGCUGUCGGUUUAAGUCUUUUUUACUGGGAAAUAAUUUAACCGCUAAUGUUAAAGCAAGUAUGGUGAACUUAAAUGAUUUGUCGAUAGUUAUAAAAUUGAUGUUUUAACAUUUGACACAGAACAGCGCUGAUCAAAUAAAAGUUUCUUUUUA